CUAUUUUGACCACUAACAAAUCAGUCGGUGAUACUGAGCACAUACUUUUUUUUUCACUAGACUGGAAAGGAAUACAUCUGUUGAUCAAAGGUAUUCAUGAAGGUUAAUAUAUGAUAUAGGUAAUAUGGUGGACGAGUCUUCAUCAUUUGGAUUUUCAAUAUUAGAAAAGCCAGUUUCACCUAUAAAUGAAGAUGGUAUUCGUCUGAAUUCAACUCCGAAAAAUUUCAUAAACAAUAAAGAUUCAAUACUUGAUUCAACAUUCAUACUGGGUGGUAAUAAUGAUCAACAAGUAUCUAAUCAAAAUUAUUCAACACCACCUCCAGCGAAUUCAAAACAAAAUGGUCCACUUCAGUCAAUUUUAAAAAAUAGUUCAGAUAGUAGUGGUAUUCAUGAACACUCUAAUAUUUCAUUCUCAGAAUCAUUUGUACAUAAACAUCCUGAAAUAAAGUUAGCUAAAGAUAGAAGUGGAUUCAAUACAGUUAAAAGUGCUCGUGUUUUAUUUUCUCCUACAAAGGAAAUACUCUCUUAUCGAACUGAAUAUUUAAGUGAUGAGGAUGAAGAAGAGAAUCAAAGUUAUUUAAGGAAAAUUCAAAAGAGACGAGUUUAUGAAGAGGUUUCAUUAGAAGAAUUAGAAGAUGAAGAUCUCACUUUAAAUUUAACUAAGGAAGCGAUAAUGAAACCCAUAGCAAAAGAAGAAAAUCAGAUUUCAAGAUAUUUAUCUGAUCCACAUAUACCUUAUGUUUUAUCAAUGUAUUUACAAUUGUUUAUUAAUUUAAUUUUAGUAUCAAUUGUGAUAUAUAUUGUAUAUAUAUUUAUAACUACCAUUAAGAGUGAUGUAAAUCAAAGAUUAGAAGAAUAUGUUUCAGAUGCUUUACAUGAUAUAUCAUUAUGUUCUAGAGAAUAUUACAGAAAUAAAUGUUCAACAGAAGAUGGAAAUAGAAGAGUUCCUGCAUUAGAAGUAUCAUGUACAAAAUGGAGUAAAUGUAUGAAUAGAGACCCUCAAUUAAUUGGAAGAUCCAAAUUGACAGCUGAAACAUUUGCUGAUAUAAUCAAUGGAUUUGUUGGAACAAUAAGUUGGAAGUCAAUAGUUGUUUUAAGCACAAUAUUAUUUGGUAGUUUAUUUAUUACCAAUAUUGCUUUUAAUAAUUAUAGAAUGUCAUCACAUAUAAAAGCUGAUCAAAAUAAUGACAGCAUAGAAAAUAUAAGAGAAUUAGAAGCUCAAAUUCGAGAGAAAGAAUUACAAAUUAUUCAACUUAAAAGUAAAGGGAAUGGUGCAGACUAUUUUAGUCAAGGGUAUAGUAAUUCCUCUAAAACUUCAACGGGUCUACGAUCACCCUCAAGAGUAAAUAGAGUUUAAUAUAAACACUUUGUUUUAAAAUUUAGUUGUUGUGUGUAGCUAUAAAUCAUUAUAAAAUAUUAUUUUUAUUAUUUUGCUGUACCAUUGACAAGUCCUAAUUAGGAAAUUUUUUCGAUACAUGAUGAUU
Molecule: messenger RNA, 1484 nt
Organism: Scheffersomyces amazonensis
Lineage: Eukaryota; Fungi; Ascomycota; Pichiomycetes; Serinales; Debaryomycetaceae
Exons: 1
Coding region: 125-1357 (410 amino acids)
Biological process (GO): nuclear envelope organization; lipid homeostasis
Cellular component (GO): nuclear envelope; nuclear membrane
Source: RefSeq, a predicted model, not a curated record